This is a messenger RNA of Sporothrix brasiliensis 5110, 732 nucleotides long. RefSeq lists its product as uncharacterized. The transcript has a single exon. Lineage: Eukaryota; Fungi; Ascomycota; Sordariomycetes; Ophiostomatales; Ophiostomataceae. Bases 1 to 732 code for a protein of 243 amino acids. The record is from RefSeq and is a predicted model, not a curated record.
AUGUCCAUCAUCACAAAACUGCCGUGCGAGAUCAUCAACGCAGUGCUGCGGCACGUUGGCAGCCUGCAAAACUUGUCCUCUGCAUUGCUCACUUGCCGUCAUGUCUACUCCAGCUUCCAAGAAAACCCACACGUCGCAGUCGACAUUCUGCAGCGACAGAUCGCCCCAGAGCUGCUUCCGUACGCCGUUUCCGUGAUGGAAGCAUCGCGUCUUGGUCCACGAACAGACCCAACGGUCCAGGCGCUGCUCGAUAAGCUCAACAGGGAGCUGCACACGGCGUCGCAAGAGGCGCAAGAGUUGCAGCGAAGGGCGCUUGCAAGCCAGCUGGCGACAAUGCCGUUCCCACUGCUGUCGCAGAUGAGCCAUAUACACGACGUCAUCCACAGCUUCGUAACGGCAUUUUCGGCCAGUGCAUGGACACUUCUGUCGUCCCGGAUCGUGCCUGCACACAGCGGAGAGGGCGUGUCUCUGUCACCAAAGGAAUACAUUCGCUUCUGUCGCGCCUUUUACCGCAUGGAAUUAUACUUCCGCCUCUUUCCACACUCUGACUCGCUGGACGAAGAAACAAGUAGCGGUGCCCCGUUUCUACGCAUGUUUCCGGCGUGGGAAAACGAGGCGAUUGGCUGUGUGCAAGACUUUCUCGAACUUCAAUUUUCAAAAGGUGCCAUCGUCCUCCUUGCCCUUAUGCUUAUCGUAUUUCUUCUUAUUUUUCAUGCUAAUUAUGACUCAUAA